AGUAGGUCGAUCAAUACCUCCGAUUUUCCGAAAAUAAAUUGAGACUGUUAUUGUUAAACUAUUUGCGUGUUAAACUUAACAGGAAAAAUGGAGUGUCGAAUGUGCCGAGUUAUUAAGUUACCAAAUGAGUUUGCACCGGAGAAUGUUACCGAAGAAUGUGAACAUCCAUCUUUAUUCUGUUUAAGGUGUACUGUAAAAACAGUGAAGGAAACAUCAACAUGCCCGUAUCAAGGAUGCGGUCAAAAAGUACAAUUAACCGACAAAAAGAUAAGAUGGUUUCAGGCAAUAUUAGAUGACAUGUUCAAGGAGUAUGAUGCUGGUGAUCAUGAAGAUUUUGAUAGCCAGAGUGUUCCGAACUCAUUACUUGCUGGAGGUAUUAUAACAAUCAGUGUUCUGACCGGAGAAAGUAUGGCUGUACCUUAUGAUCCGAACCUACAGGUUCUGCAACUGAAAAUGCAGAUAAGCGAGACAAUGGACCACCCUGUCGAUAAGCAAAAACUUCUAUACAUGGAUAAAGAAUUAGCAAGUUACAAGAAGGACGGAAUGCCAGCAAGAUUACUAGAUUAUAGUGUGAAGCCGAAUGCCACACUUUGUUUAGUUAUCGUACUAUUUUCUGUCCCAGAUAACUUUGACAAUGUCGUGUUUGAUUUGUUUUGGGGCUACCCGUUAGGUAGGCGGGAUUAUUUAGAUGCGUCAUGUCUCAUGUUCAAGGGGACCCACUGCCAGUCAAUUUGUGACUACUCGAAAAGUAAUCCAGUAAAAGCAAUAAGGCACUCUGGAGAUGUAAUGGAUGAUGUAAAAGAAAUUGGACAUCAUACGAUUAAUGUCAGUUUAAAAAGUCUACCAACUGAUAUAACACAUUUGUUUUUCACUCUUAGUGCUUGGAGUUCGCCAAAUAUAUCGCGAUAUCCAAACCCAAGCUUGAAGUUCCAUGAGAUGUCUAAUCCUACGAAAGAUUUAUGUAAAACCACAUUCCAUCAUGCAGGAGCGUCUCAAGCCGUUGUCAUGUGUUCUGUGUCACGUGGUUCUCAUGGCCGAUGGGAAAUAUUUGAAUCCGGAAAACUAUCGGCUGGUAAUGCAAGAGACUAUAAACCUUUACAGACAACCAUUCAGUCAUUGAUUACACAAGGAUUUUGAAAGGAAUAUAUGUUCAUCUGAUUUUCAAAAAUCAGACCGGGUGUGAGAAGUAAACCAUUGAGUACUUGACAUUUAUAGAUAUAUAUGUAGAUGGCUGUCUUCUGUUGUACAUGAAUAUAUUUAUAAUGUGAUGUUUUGAAUAUAUAAACCAUAUGCAAUAAUUAA
Messenger RNA from Ruditapes philippinarum (Manila clam), 1302 nucleotides. RefSeq lists its product as uncharacterized. The transcript has 3 exons. The record is from RefSeq and is a predicted model, not a curated record. NCBI's taxonomy places the organism in Eukaryota, Metazoa, Mollusca, Bivalvia, Venerida, Veneridae. Gene Ontology annotation, molecular function: protein binding. Bases 88 to 1137 code for a protein of 349 amino acids.